Messenger RNA from Teleopsis dalmanni, 2323 nucleotides. RefSeq names its product rac GTPase-activating protein 1 (gene tum). The record is from RefSeq and is a predicted model, not a curated record. The transcript is spliced from 5 exons. The coding region runs from base 166 to 2058 and encodes 630 amino acids. Lineage: Eukaryota; Metazoa; Arthropoda; Insecta; Diptera; Diopsidae. Gene Ontology annotation, biological process: signal transduction.
UUCACGUAGAUUAUUUCAACGGUAGAUGCUGUCAAAAUUUUUUCUUUAAAAAUAUGGUUAGCGCGUCGUUUUGUGAGUGCUUGUUUUAAACUGGAUUUUACAAAAAAUAUUGAUACAAAAUAUAUUUAAAUAAAAAUUAUUAGUGUACGGUGCAUUUAGUUUACAAUGAAUACGCCAAUGCUCUCAACACUAGCAUCGUUUGAUGAUAUUCGACGCUGUAUGCAGGUUUUAAAAGACGGCACGGCUGAAGAAGAGUUUUUACGUCUGCUACGCUUACAAGAAAAAUUUCGUCAGGAAUGUUUUACUCAUGCUCAAGAAACACAAAGAAUACAAAAAGAACUCGACGCUUCUUUGCAGUCAAUGGCGGACUUAGAAACCAAACUUUUCCAUGCACGCCGUUUGCUUGAAAUGGAAAGUAAGGCACGUCGUGACGCAGAACAUGAUCGAGAACAAUUAGAAAAAAAAAUUGUUGCUGUUGCAGAUUUGCUGCAAAACGAACGUAACCUUAAAGAUGAAACUAAAGAUAAGCUAGCUUUUCUGAACACAAUACCCAGAAAGCGCAAAUCACUCAAUCGGCACAUUGAAGAAAAAUAUGGCAAUGAUAUUAACUCAACAGGAUCGUUUUUAUCAGAUUUGUCUAUAACUCAAUCAGAAGAUGAUUUCUUAGAUGUUCGUCAUUCAAAAUCAUGGCAAAAGCAUCGACCAUCAAUACCAAAAAACUCAAUACCCUGCACUAGUACAAAACGGUCUCGAUUAAGUGGUGCUGGUAUGGAUAGCGGUGUGCAGUCAACUCCACCAAUCACAACACGUCGUUCUACCACUCGCCGUAGUGGCGUUGGAGUACAAAAACACACAUUAAAUAUUGCACCUGGUACAGAACGUAUUUGUGCUACGACCAAAGUUACUAUACCACAAGCUGGAAAUGGUAUUAUACGCACUGAAUCAAUAAUUGAAUCUGAACCAUUAAGGGAAAAUGUUAACGAAAUUUUUAUUGUAAACGAUCCCUCAACACCUAAAAAAACAGGAUUUUUUGCGCCAUCCGCUCCUCCCAUGACACCGGGUAAUAAACUGGGCACUCCUGGUUGCAUGCAAACUCCAUCAAAAGAUAUCCGUCCAACGCCUUUAAGAAAUCACAAUUUCACAUCAAAAACAUUUAUUCGCGCCGACACAUGUGCACAGUGCAAGAAAAAAAUACGUUUUGGCGCUGUCGGUUUACGUUGUCGUGACUGUCCAAUACGUUGUCAUGUCGACUGUCGUAACUUAUUAAACAUUAGUUGUGUGCCUCAAACUAAUACUCCAACACUCAAGGGAAUGGGAUUCAUUGCUGAAUAUGCACCAGCAAUUGCACCUAUGAUACCAGCUUUGAUUAUUCAUUGCGUAAAUGAAAUUGAAUCUCGUGGUUUAAAUGAAGUUGGCAUAUAUCGUGUAUCUGGCUCUGAACGUGAGGUUAAAGCAUUAAAAGAACGCUUCUUACGUGGAAAAAGUAUGCCUCAUUUAAGUGAUUUCGAUAUACACGUAUUAUGCGGGUGUAUCAAAGAUUUUCUUCGUUCUUUACGCGAACCACUUAUACCUACAUGCUUAUGGAAGCAUUUUUGUAAUGCUGUUCAAAAUGUAUCUGAGGAUGAUAUUAAAAAAGAAUUACGAAAUGCUAUAAGUUGCUUGCCACAAGCUAAUCGUGAUACUUUAGCUUUUCUAAUACUACAUUUUCAACGUGUUGCAUUGUGUCGCGAGGUGCUUAUGCCAAUUGAUAAUAUUGCUCGAGUUUUUGGACCAACCAUUGUAGGAUAUUCAUCACCGGACCCAGAUCAACAGGCUAUUUUAACUGAAGUCUAUACACAGUACAGUGUUAUGCUUAAUUUACUUAAAUUAGAAACUGAUUAUUGGCAUCAGUAUGUUAGCUUAGAUAAAGAUAAGGAAAACCAAGAAAACAUAGACUUCGGUUGCAUGACACCUAAGAAUAAUAAGGAAUCUUUAUAUGUACAAUAUGCAACACCUUUCAAAAGCACACUUAAAAAGCGAAAAUUUUAUGGUACGCCGCCCAUACCUCAUAAAAAGUAGGAUUCAUAAUCUUGACAACUGCAGUUUUCCUUCUAACUUAAUUAGUACAUAAUAAUUACUUUUUUUCCUUAAACUUUUUGAAAUAUUUUCGUUUAUUAUAUUUUUAUUCCAAAAGUGUUACUUAAUUUAACGAAUUCACUUUUAUAGAAAUUAUGCAGUUAAUUUUUUUAUUAUAGAAUUUACUUUCGUUUUCAUGAAUGUAAUUUUUUUCUUUCUUGGUUUCGGGUUUAAACAUUUAAAAUAAAAAAAAUAUAUUUUGAAUUAU